Molecule: messenger RNA, 2902 nt
Organism: Chroicocephalus ridibundus (black-headed gull)
Lineage: Eukaryota; Metazoa; Chordata; Aves; Charadriiformes; Laridae
Product: sodium-dependent serotonin transporter-like
Exons: 13
Coding region: 625-2400 (591 amino acids)
Biological process (GO): serotonin uptake; sodium ion transmembrane transport
Cellular component (GO): neuron projection; plasma membrane
Molecular function (GO): serotonin:sodium:chloride symporter activity; serotonin binding
Source: RefSeq, a predicted model, not a curated record
GCGGGAUGGCUCCAGCCGGGCAGCUCUGCGCGAGGGCUGCUGGCUCCCGGCAGCACACAGAGGUGCCCCCAGCCCUCAGGGGUCCGGUGGGCCCACGGCGAGCACCGGUCGAGUACGUGCCCUGCACUUGCCUCCUGGCCAGAGGGUAUUUCCAGGCCCCACUCGCUCCGCAGGGUUUCCUCUGCAAGAAUGAGCCAUCGCCUCCUUUGGUGGGUCUGGUGUCAUCAUUCGCAGAGCGGUAAUCACAAAAUACACCAAGGAGAAAGAAAUAACUAUGUCAGGAGGAAGGGGCAGCACCUCUGUGUGCAAAUACAGUUCUGUUUCAACAACCCCAGCCCCAAAACGCACCCGCCCAGGGAGCAGAGGGGACAGAAACCCGCGCGGUGAGGCUGGUCCCCGCGCCUCAGCCCUGCGCUCGGAAAACUGCUCUCCCCCCUCCUGCCUUUGAUCAGAGGAUGGGUUUCUCUGCCGGCUGCUCUCGGUGCUGUGGGUUUCCAGCGGGAGGUGGGGAAGCGCAGUCAGCCUGACCCUCCCCUCCUCGGAUCUGUCAUCAGCAACAGAAAAAUCCUUCCCGUCCCCCAAGUUACUCAGCCUGAAUCCUGCAGGAUUUGCCGGGGCGGCAGGAUGGCAGAGCAGCCCUGCCCGCCGCCCGCCGCCAGCCCUCCCCGGCAGGACACGGUCCCCCAGAUGGGUCCCACGGCCGGCCCCGCACCCCCGGGACCCCAAACCCACCCCAGGGACAAGUGGAGCAAAAAAAUGGAUUUCCUCCUCUCAGUCAUCGGAUUCGCUGUGGAUCUGGGCAACGUCUGGAGGUUCCCUUACAUCUGCUACCAAAACGGAGGGGGAGCCUUUCUCAUCCCAUACACACUGAUGGCUGUUUUCGGAGGGGUGCCUCUCUUCUACAUGGAGCUGGCCCUGGGGCAGUUCCACAGAACGGGCGCCAUCCCCAUCUGGAAGCGCAUCUGCCCCAUCUUUAAAGGCAUCGGCUUUGCCAUCUGCAUCAUCGGCCUGUACGUCUCCUUCUACUACAACACCAUCAUCGCCUGGGCUCUCUAUUACUUCUACUCGUCCUUCUCGGGCACCCUGCCCUGGGCGAGCUGCGACAACCCCUGGAACACGCCCGACUGCACCAACUACUUCGGGAGAAGCAACGUGACCUGGACCAACUUCUCCAGGUCCCCCGCCGAAGAGUUUUAUACGAGGAAGGUCCUGGAGAUACAAAAAUCCGGAGGGCUGUACGACAUCGGGGGGAUCCACUGGCAGCUGCUCCUCUGCCUCUUCCUCAUCUUCACCAUCGUCUACUUCAGCCUGUGGAAAGGGGUGAAAACCUCUGGGAAGGUGGUGUGGGUGACGGCCACGCUGCCCUACGUCGUCCUCCUCGUCCUGCUGGUCCGGGGGGCCACCCUGCCCGGCGCCUGGAGAGGGGUUGUCUUCUACCUGCGCCCGGACUGGGGCAAGCUCCUGAGCACCGCGGUUUGGGUUGAUGCUGCUGCACAGAUUUUCUUCUCCUUGGGCCCUGGAUUCGGUGUCCUCCUUGCUCUGGCCAGUUACAACCAUUUCCACAACAACUGCUACCGGGACGCGCUUGUCACCAGCGCGGUGAACUGCCUCACCAGCUUCCUCUCGGGCUUCGUCAUCUUCACCGUGCUGGGCUACAUGGCUGAGAUGAGGGACGUGGAGGUGGAGGAUGUCGCGAGAGAUAAAGGGCCGAGCCUCCUUUUUAUCACCUACCCUGAAGCAAUCGCCAACAUGGUGGGAUCCACUUUCUUUGCCAUCAUAUUCUUCCUGAUGAUGAUAACGCUGGGGCUGGACAGCACGUUUGGGGGCUUGGAGGCCGUGAUCACGGCCGUGAUGGACGAGUACCCCCAGGUGCUGGCCGGGCGACGGGAGCUCUUCGUCCUCGGCCUCAUCACAGUCUGUUUCCUGGGCUCCCUGAGCACCCUCACCUACGGGGGAGCCUACGUGGUGAAGCUGCUGGAGGAGUUCGGUGCUGGGUGCUCAAUCCUGGCAGUGGUGCUACUGGAAACGAUAGCUGUCUCCUGGUUUUACGGGAUACAGAGGUUCUCCCACGACGUGAAAGCCAUGCUCGGCUUCACCCCGGGGGUGUUCUGGAAGGUGUGCUGGGUGGCCAUCAGCCCUGCCUUGUUAGCCUUCAUAGUCAUCAGCUCCCUCCUGGACCAGCCGCCUCUGACGCUCUUCGACUAUCAGUACCCCGAGUGGAGCAUCUCCGUGGGGUACCUCAUAGGAGCAUCGUCCUUCAUCUGCAUCCCCUUCUACAUGGUGUACAAGCUUGUCUGGACGCCGGGCUCUCUCAAGCAGCGCCUCGCCGUCUGCAUUCGGCCGGAGAAGACCACACGAGACCCCCAAGCAGAGGCGGUGUGCAUGUCACCCGUCCUGUAGCCCGGCGGCACAUCCAGGGGACGCAGAGACUGCUUCGGCUUCCUGCUCCUGCCCCGACAAAGCAACGGGGCGGGCAGAAGAGAAGCUGCCAUCACCUUCCUCACAGCAACCGGCCCCUCGCCUCUCCCCCGGCGGCUGCACGUGCUGGUGGCGGCUCCCCGGCCACCGGCUCCCGGCGUGUCCGAGCAUCUCGGUGGAAGCGGCAUGGCCAGCACGUGCUGGAGCCUGUUCUCACUGCGGGCAGGAAAAACCCCUGAUCCACAGUAGGGAGAACGGGACCCGGUUCUCAUCCCCGAGAACAGGGACAAGAGAACUGAGUCCCUCAGGGCUGGAAGGUAAGGGCCAAACUCCUCUGUUUUGGAGGUGAAACCCCAACUCCCGGUGCAGACGGCGGCACAGCUGCGGAGGGAUUAUUGCUUUGGGGUGAGCGGUGCAUGCCUUUAGCUGUGCUGUGUAAAAUAAAGGUGGUAUCAGUUGUGAGGAGACCAGGCGAGGGAGAGGA